Molecule: messenger RNA, 2083 nt
Organism: Entelurus aequoreus (snake pipefish)
Lineage: Eukaryota; Metazoa; Chordata; Actinopteri; Syngnathiformes; Syngnathidae
Gene: scel
Product: sciellin
Exons: 19
Coding region: 776-1822 (348 amino acids)
Biological process (GO): epidermis development
Cellular component (GO): cytoplasm
Source: RefSeq, a predicted model, not a curated record
AAAGCUGAUACCGAGUCCGACAGUCAGACUGGGUUCCGGGCGUCGGACAGGGACCCAUGCCCGGCCCGAUGGUGGAGAGAUCGGCUCCUAGUCCGUACAUGACCCGGACACCCAGCCCCGUCGACGGCGACGAGGAGGGCACGAUCCCCCCACAGGCGGCGGCCGCGGCCGCAGCGGCGCACAUCAUCGUUAUGGAGCACAAUGCAUAAACCAGGCCAAAUUCGAAGCAGACAGAUCACAUCCGGCCAUCGGUUGUAACGUUAAAAAAAAUCCGUUUAUUGUUAAAUCCACCACACGUCGUCUCCGUUGAAUAGUAUCCGGGAUCGACGCUUGUUAUCCGGGAUAAUUCGGCGACCGGUCGUCCGAUUGGCACGAGUUUCUUCUUCUAAGCUUCAAAGACAGAGUCUAUAAAAUGGCAAAAUGACACGAUCGAAGGGGGUUUUCUUCUAUUUGGAAAUGUGUUGACCCCCGAGAGGCAGCACCCUCAGAUGGUCUGCCAUCUUAGCUCCAUCAUCAUCAUCAUCAUCAUCAUCCCGCCUACUCCCCAGCACCGUGCUGCGUAGCCUGCAAGCCGGAACACUUUCAUUGUCGUUAUUGUAAUUAGCUUCUAGGCCAUUAUAGAACCCCACUAUUAUUCAAGAAAAAUAGCUGCUUAAAAAUACGUAAAAAUAUAUUUGCAUUUUAGCAAUCAUUGAAGUGAAAUUUUUCAUUGAAGGGACAGGGAACCGUGCACUUCAACUCUCCUUGCAGCAGGAGGUGACAACAAGAAAGCAACAUGACGUUUAAUCAGACCAGGACCGUCCGCACUUCUUCUACUCUGCUGAAAGACAGCAGCUGGAUCAGAAGAGACGAGGAUGAGUUUGAGCCUGUCGACCGAGACCCGAACUUUGGCUCAUCUGUUCUGAGUCCGUACACAUCCAUCGACAGCAUAAACAGCGUGGGUGCAGAAACACAAAUUACCAAAAGCAAGUCAACAUCUGUGCAGGCUCUCACCAAGAGAUUCAGCAGCAGUCAGGACGAGCUGAAUGGCAGCCCCUACAGCGUGUCCAAGUCGUACUCCAGCUCUUCCUAUUCAAACACGGAUCCAAGUUCAAGCACGACGACCACCACAGUCAGCAGGGAUGGGAAAACAACGGAGACCACGUUCACCACAAGUCUCAGAAAAACUCCCUCCGAGACCUUCAGUGAGCGCGUGCAGUCUUCCAGCAAGGGGUUACUCUACUCAAACCUCUCACCGACCAGGACGACAAGCGUGACGGAGACGUAUAGCAGCCAAAAAGACACUGAGGACAAACUGUAUGAUACGCUCCUCCCCAGUGCUCUCAGGGAUGACAUCAGUGACAGCCGGACCUACAUUGACGAUAACCCCACCACCCGCAUCACCUCCUACACUGUCAGCAGCAACAGCCUGCCCAGUCAGGACUACAGCAAAAACUACUACUACUCCUCCACCAAACCCAGUUACGAGUACAGCGGCAUCGGCAGCCCAUCUGAGUACACCUCAACUAUGUACAGGAGCAGCAGCACCAACGACAUCCUGUCCGCACCCAUCUCCAACUCGUCCAUCAGAACCGUGUACACGUCCCCUGAUAGGAGCGUAUUUGAGAGGGAGCUGUGCACCUACUGCCAUAAGCCCUUCAACGGCGACGCCAAGAUGAUCUUGGAUGACAUGAACAUCAACUGCCAUGCCUUCUGCUUUAAGUGUGAGGUGUGUAACGGCACGCUGGGCCACAUGAAAGCGGGCGACUACAUGUGGGUGUACAACCGCAUGGUGCACUGUGAGAACUGCUUUGACAACACCAGAGAAAAGUGGCGACGCUGAGUGACCCUCACUUGGCUCUGAUGAAGAAAAGCAAGUGAUUUAAAAACCGUAUUAAAGAUAUUAAUGCGUUUAAUCAGUUUGCGAUAUUUUUUAAUCAAGGUGUUUCUAGACAAUGAUGAUCACAUGGAAUAUAUAUUUUAUUUCUAUUAUUUCCUGUAGGCUUUAAGGGACUCUUCUUAGUAAUAUGAAAACAAUACUGUGAUGUGGAUGGCCGGGUGUUUGUUCCUGUGUGCAAUAAAAGCAAUCACUGUAUUGAUAUCA